Messenger RNA from Salarias fasciatus (jewelled blenny), 603 nucleotides. RefSeq names its product transmembrane protein 229B (gene tmem229b). NCBI's taxonomy places the organism in Eukaryota, Metazoa, Chordata, Actinopteri, Blenniiformes, Blenniidae. The coding region runs from base 4 to 576 and encodes 190 amino acids. The transcript has a single exon. The record is from RefSeq and is a predicted model, not a curated record.
AGGAUGGUGACGGCAGAAAACCCGGAGGCUCCGGUUCCUCUGACAGCGCUCUCGCGCUGGUACCUCUACGCCAUCCACGGCUACUUCUGCGAGGUGAUGUUCACCGCCGCCUGGGAGUUCGUGGUCAACUGCAACUGGAAGUUCCCCGGCGUGACCAGCGUGUGGGCGCUCUUCAUCUACGGCACCUGCAUCCUCAUCGUGGAGCGCAUGUACCUGCGGCUGCGCGGCCGCUGCCCCGUGCUGCUGCGCUGCACCAUCUACACGCUGUGGACGUACCUGUGGGAGUUCGGCACGGGGCUGCUGCUGCGCCAGUUCGACGCCUGCCCCUGGGACUACUCCCAGUUCCGCUACAACUUCAUGGGGCUGAUCACGGCUGAGUACGCCGUGCCGUGGUUCUGCGCCUCCUUCAUCGUGGAGCGCCUGGUCAUCCGCAAGACCCUGCGGCUGCGCUUCCACGAGGGGCCCGAGGACGGGUGGUCCCAGCACCGGUCCGACGCCGGGGGCGGAGGAGGAGGAGGAGGCGGGAGGAGAAGAGGGGUGGAAAACAGCGCGAACGGCUACCUUAAAGUUGACUGAGUCGACAAAUAGAUGCAAAGACAAAAA